Molecule: messenger RNA, 1419 nt
Organism: Phyllotreta striolata
Lineage: Eukaryota; Metazoa; Arthropoda; Insecta; Coleoptera; Chrysomelidae
Source: the annotation of a GenBank genome assembly
AUGCCCGACGAUAAGAAUUACCUAGGAGUGACGAUGGACGAGAAAAAGGGCAAUUUCCCAUCGACAGUUACCCUGGAAAAUUUCAGUUCCACAGCGACUUUAAACGAGCCCGUACGGAUACCGAUAAGUAAAUUAAACUAUCCAGAAAAGCAGUACAAUCAGUACGAGCACAGGAAAUUGGAACAUCCUAAUACAUUCACCGGAGCUUUCAUUCAUGUGGUUAAAAGCUCACUAGGUACAGGCAUCCUGGCCAUGCCGAGGGCGUUCAAAGCCGCAGGGUUGGCCGUAGGAUUUUUCGGUACCCUGUUCGUAGGAAUGGUUUGCACACAUACAGUAAACAUGCUGGUUUCGGCGUCGCAAAAAAUGUGCGUAAAAACCAAAACCCCCAGUUUGGGAUACGCCGAAACGGCGGAGGCGGUUUUCCAAAACGGUCCCAAGGGGUUCCGGCGAUGGGCCGGCUUCGCCAGGAACUUCUCCGAGCUAGCCUUGGCCUUGACCUAUGCGGCGGGAAUAGCCGUCUACGUGGUGUUCAUAUCGGAAUCCAUGCAAAAGCUGCUCUCCGUCUACUACCCGUCACUAGGAAGCGACGAGUGGAGUUUGUACUUCAAACUAAUCAUCCUCGGGCCGCUGGUCCUGUGCUGCCAGGUCAGGGAGCUCAAGCACCUGGUGCCCUUCUCCUUCGUCGCCAACAUCACCAUGUCGCUGGCGUUCGCCAUCACCUUGUACUACACCUUCUCCAAGAUACAGCACGUCGAGGUGGCCGAGAGGAAGAUGUGGACCGAUUGGAGCGGCAUCCCCUCCUUCUUCAGCACCGCCAUCUUCGCCAUGGAAGGUAUCGGGACCAUCAUGCCGGUGGAGAACUCCAUGGUGACGGACAGGUUCUUGGGCUGCCCGGGCGUUUUGAAUUUGGGCAUGCUGGUGGUGGUUACCUUCUUCGCCACGAUGGGUUCCUUCGGUUACUACGCCUUCGGGGACGAAACAGCGGCUACCAUCACGCAGAAUUUGCCAUCGAACGAAAUAUUGGCGCAAGUGGUGCAGGCGGCCAUCUCCUCGGCGGUGUUCUUCACCUUCAUGUUGCAGUUCUACGUGCCCACGGACAUCGUGUGGAGGAAGAUCGAGCCUUUGGUGUCGCGGGAGCGCCGCGACUUGGCGCAGGUGCUGACCAGGACGGGCCUGGUGGUGUUCAUCGUGGCGAUCGGCGCCGCCGCCGGCCACCAUCUCGACGCCCUCAUCGAUCUGGCCGGCUCGAUUUUCCUGUCGACGCUCGGGUUCCUCAUACCGGCCGUCCUCGACAUCGUCAUCAACUGGGAGGACUGGGGCCGGUGGAAUUACAUCCUGGUGAAGGACCUGCUCAUCAGCGCGUUCUCGCUGUUCGGACUGGUGUCCGGUACUUAUUUCGCUAUAUUGGAGUUUUCGUGA